AUGAACCCCCACCAGCAGAACAAGAUUGAUACCAGCUCUUUGAGCCCCGACGAGCAGCGUCUGUUGCGUCUCUAUGGGAAAAUGCCAACCAAGAAAGACCUACUCCAGAACAAACUCAAGGAACGGAAAUACUUCGAUUCGGGUGACUACGCUCUGAGCAAAGCCGGAAAAGCCUCAGACGUGGGUGUGACCAACAUCGGCUCUCAGCAUCCUGUCCCCGAGAAUAUUCCCCACCUCACUGCGACCUCGCCCGGUGCAAAUAAUCCCCUGGCCAUGGGCAAUGGUGGAAGUAUCAGUGCUCAAGGCGGACAGCAUAUCCAUGGCAGUAUUAGCAGCCACCCAGGCGCUCUUGGGUUCCAAAGCCGAAGCCCCAUCAAGGAGGCCAGCUUUUUACAACGCGGAACAAGUAUCGAUGAGUCUGAUAGUAUCUCUGACCCUGCUGCCGCUCAGGAUAAGGAUGCAAGCGUAAGUCCACCUCCUGCUCGUGGUGGUGUGCCAAUCCGACGAUGA
Molecule: messenger RNA, 510 nt
Organism: Aspergillus ochraceoroseus IBT 24754
Lineage: Eukaryota; Fungi; Ascomycota; Eurotiomycetes; Eurotiales; Aspergillaceae
Product: endosulfine family protein
Exons: 3
Coding region: 1-510 (169 amino acids)
Cellular component (GO): cytoplasm
Molecular function (GO): protein phosphatase inhibitor activity
Source: RefSeq, a predicted model, not a curated record